Messenger RNA from Penicillium alfredii, 1998 nucleotides. Its product is annotated as transcription factor domain-containing protein. The transcript has 6 exons. The record is from RefSeq and is a predicted model, not a curated record. NCBI's taxonomy places the organism in Eukaryota, Fungi, Ascomycota, Eurotiomycetes, Eurotiales, Aspergillaceae. Gene Ontology annotation, biological process: DNA-templated transcription. Gene Ontology annotation, molecular function: zinc ion binding; DNA binding. Bases 1 to 1998 code for a protein of 665 amino acids.
AUGACCGAGUCAUUGGCUCCUUGCACUCCACUUGACAGUCUUGGCUCGGCCACCCGGACACCGCGGGCCCGAGCUUUGCUCUUGUCGGUGACAACCCACGAACCUGCUAUCGACACGACAUGGAGGGAGCAGAUCGAGAGGAAACGAUCCAGUCGAAGCGCCAGCGACUUUCUUUGGUCCCCAGAGCUGGAAGAGCAAAUCGAAGCACUCGGGGGUUGUCUCCGUACCAUCGAAGGCCAGCUCGCCAGCCAGAAAGGUGCCUCGGAGCACCGUACAACUUCUCCCGUUUCUAAUACAGCGACAACCAGGAAUAAACCCGUGGCAGCACAGCUGGCAGGCCCGCCAGUUUCUCUGUAUGAAGGAGAUUCCUCCUUCACCAGCCAGUCGGCUCAAGCCAGAGACGUUGCCGAAACCUUUGCAGGCCCAGACGAGUCCAAUUUAAAUGGAUCGUUCGAUUCUCUCAAGACCCUUCUGCGACCAGCUUCACAAGACCACCGGUUUUCUGAUACUGCCACACCUAAUCCCACGCCCAUGUCUUUACCCCUGCCCGCUGAGCUGGUACUUGCCAUACUGCGGAGUAUCCAGGUACAAAAACCCAUGUUCUUGUGGUCACACCCGAUCAAUGAUACGUCCCUGGUGGAGCGUAUUUGCCAAAAAGUCUACUUCCCAACGCGGACCAUAUCCCCGGGCGAUAUCGCAGCCAUGCAUGGGGUCCUUUAUUUCCUCAUAAGAGAAUACAUCCUGAAGAAAGACCCCCUGUGCGACCAAUUCGAUCUCGAGACACAUCUGCUUAGCUGCAAGCAGAGUUUCUAUGUCGAUAUAGAGAAGUACGAUGUGUGGGCUGUGCCCAGCUUUGAGAAUAUCAUUGCACUAAUCAUCGGCAUCCUCAAAGCACAAGACGAAGCCAAACCCUUACUAGGCUGCCAUUUAGUUGCAACCGCCGCCCGACACUGCCAGAUGCUCGGAUACCACCGCGAGUCAACUUACCUAAAGAGCGACGAAAGAGAUGCAGAGAACAAGCGCCGGCUCUUCUGGACCAUCUAUGUCUUCGAUAAGAACAUGUCCCUUAUCCUGGGCCGCACCUCUUACAUUCAGGACUUUGAUAUCGACGUGAGACUGCCAACCCCGUCUUCCGAUCCUGCCAUCCGGCCUUGGGACGAGAUUGCCCUUCCGGUGAUCAGAUUGGCUGGGGUCCAGGGCGAGAUCUAUGAUAAACACUACUCGGCUAGGGCUUUGAAAAGAGCACCUUCUGAGCCGGUUGAUUGGGCAAUUAGUAUCGAGUCCUUGGAUACAGAACUGAUCCAGUGCCGAUAUGACAGAGAACAGGUCGAUUCAAGCACAGUUGAUGACCGUCCACUCUUCGAUGUGUCCCAAGGAGCAUGGGAUGUCGUUUGGCAUUCCACCCGAACCACUCUUCUGCGCGCAUCCUCCACUGUGGGCAACACCUGCGAGAUUGGCUCGCGGUGUUUUGAAUCCGCGCGUCUAAGCCUGCAGAGCCAUCUGCGCUGCUUUUCAGCUUUCCAAAAGCCAGGGCCCUACUCGACUGUAGAAUAUGCCAACUGGGUCCUCUUGUAUUCAUCCUUAACCCCGUUCAUUGUCAUCUUCCUCCAUGCGAUUGCCGCGACAAGCAUAGAUGACGUCCUUCUACUCGACGACGUAGUCGCGACCCUGCACCAUACUCGAGCUGUUUCCAGUGCCUGUGAGCGCCUGUACAAGGUCUGUGAGACCUUUGCUCGCGUGGCCCGCGGUUUAGUCGAAGCCCGCAAACCAGGCCUGGGGAAGUAUAAUCAGCAAGAGGACUCGCUGCAGUUGGAAGAGAUGUGGAAGGCCUCCGGGUCUGAUCCGGACUCCUCGCAUGAUUUCCUCGGUGUCGAUAUGAUGGAUUAUCUCACGUAUCCUGAGGCCCAGGAUAUAUCGGCGCUUCUCAAUAGCUGGGAUGGGGGACAGCCGUCUGCGAUGGAGAUGCUUGGGAUGGGCUUUGGGGAUUCUCUCGAUUGA